Molecule: messenger RNA, 309 nt
Organism: Phaeoacremonium minimum UCRPA7
Lineage: Eukaryota; Fungi; Ascomycota; Sordariomycetes; Togniniales; Togniniaceae
Exons: 2
Coding region: 1-309 (102 amino acids)
Source: RefSeq, a predicted model, not a curated record
AUGGCCGUACGAUACAAAGGGGAUUGUCUGCGAUUCAUCAGAGCCGCGCUUCACGAAGAAGGCACCCUCGUUAGCACGACUACAAUAGCUAGGGUCAUGGUAUUGUGCUCUUAUGAGCUGAAGUUCGGAGACAACGAUGUCGCUCGCUGCCAUGCGAAGGCUAUCGCGAAAAUGGUCGAACUAAGAGGUGGAUUCGGAACAGUCAGCAAGGAAGGCUACGCAGGCGAGGUCAUCGCUUCCUUCUGCGCGAAACUAGAAGCUUGGUCUGGCAAUGCCAUAGCACAACCUCCAGCCGUGAAUGACUACUAG